AUGGCCCUCUCCCAGCAACCCUACGCCUUCAGGAAGCAAAACAUCUCCGUACCAGUGGGGAACUGUAGCAAGACUCCAGAAUUUGAAGUCUCAGGCCUCAGAGCUGUCCCUGCCGGAGGUGCCCAAGGAGGGUUGCUUGUGGAGGGAUGUGCCACGAGUGGGCUCCACAGUGGGCAGUUCAGUUUGUCAACUCACGUGCCGCCUGAACGUGGCCUGGUAUUACUCUCUGAAGCAAUGUCUUGGAAGCCCAGGUGUCUCAAAUGGGUCUAUUCGGCUUUCUUCUUUGUAACACUACGACCCAGCGAUGCCUCCUCCAGCCAGAUAACAGUGGAUCCUCCUCAGAAUCUGAAGAUCGUGGAUCCUGGCUUCCUAGGCCACCUAAAUGUGCAGUGGCAGCCCCCCUUAACGUCGGGCAACUUCCAGCACUGUACGGUACAAUAUGAAUUAAGAUACCGAAACAUCGACAGCGAAGACUGGGAGAUCAUCAUUACGAAGAAGCUAAGUUAUGAAGAUGGCUUUGACCUCAACCAGGGAGUGGAAGCAAAAAUCCGAAGCCUGCUGUCGGGCCCUUGUACGAAUGGAUCAGACGUUCACAGCAAAUGGAUACAGACUACUUUCUGGAUUCCCUUGCAAGGCGAGCCAGAGACCGAAAUCCGGGAAAUGCAAUGUACUUACCAUAACUGGAAAUCUCUACACUGCACUUGGAAACCAGGAGAAAAAAGUCCCGAAGGGGCAAAUUAUAACUUAUAUUAUUGGUAUGAGGGCCUAGAACAUGCUCUCCAGUGUGCCGACUACGUAGAAUCGAACGGAAGACAUGUUGGAUGCCGGUUUCCAAACCUGGAGCUUGCGGAAUAUCGAGAUUUCAACAUUUGUGUCAAUGGAUCUUCGUCAGGCCUUCCCCUGAGGGCCAGCUAUUUUACUUUUCAACUUCAAAACCUAGUGAAACCUCAUCCCCCUGAACAGCUAAACCUGACUCAGAGGAAACCGGAAGAGCUUCACUUGGAAUGGAAGCCCCCUGAAGGACCCAUCCCCCCUCAGUGCCUGGCAUAUGAAGUUCAGUUCCAAGAAGAUGAUGCUUCCUGGACGUCCAGAUCCACGGAGAGAGAAAUGAUCACCCUUCCAAAGUCCAACGGCAGCCGAAGAUUCUGCGUCUGGGUCAGAGACAAAGUGAAUAUCUACUGUGCCAGCGAAGGCUUUUGGAGUGAAUGGAGCUCCCAACAGUGCUUGGAAGAGCAUCGAGAAGAUGACAGCUGGCUUCUCUUUGUCAUUAUCCCGGUCACUUUAAUCAUGCUAAAGGCCAUUCUGCUAGCUUUGCUGUUUAUACAAAAACAGAGAGCCUGUUUGAAGCAGGUUCUUGGCAAAAAGGAAGUCCAUUUCUACCAAGAGGCAAUCUGCUGA
Messenger RNA from Gracilinanus agilis (Agile Gracile Mouse Opossum), 1398 nucleotides. RefSeq names its product interleukin 13 receptor subunit alpha 2 (gene IL13RA2). The transcript is spliced from 11 exons. The record is from RefSeq and is a predicted model, not a curated record. Gene Ontology annotation, molecular function: cytokine receptor activity; protein binding. Gene Ontology annotation, cellular component: external side of plasma membrane. The coding region runs from base 1 to 1398 and encodes 465 amino acids. Lineage: Eukaryota; Metazoa; Chordata; Mammalia; Didelphimorphia; Didelphidae. Gene Ontology annotation, biological process: cytokine-mediated signaling pathway.